UUCAGUCUGCUGUUGGCUUGCCUUGCGUGUGCCAUCACCUUGCUGAGAGAUUAUUCCAACUACGGUUCCCUCACUCUCCAAUCUGUUUUCCUCUGCGUCCUGUGGCUCGGUGCCACUUCUGAAGCUACAUGCUGCGCUAUAUAAGAGACCCUAGCAGCUUCAAGCAGCUGGGAACGCUUGUACUGUGGUCCAACUCAGAAGCAGCGUACAGGAAACUUUGGUGACUCCCUUCCAGGGAAGACGGUUAUCUCCCCUGCAGGGCAGGGGCUCUGCAAGUGAAGGACAGCACCUGCUCCUGAACCAAACGAUGAUCCUAGCAGAAGGAUGGAUCUUUUCUCUUCUCCUCCUUGGAGCCACCUCUGUUUCAGGUGAGAGGGCUCUGAAGCAAUCCACCAGCAGGAUCCGGAUGGGUCGGAGACCCCCCAGUGCAUUUGCAGGGCACGAUGCAACGAAUCAUGGGGAGUGGACCGCAUGGUUCAAUGUUGAUCAUCCUGGUGGCGCCGGGGAUUACGAGCGCUUAGAAGCCAUCAGGUUUUACUUCAGGGAGAGGGUGUGUCAGAGACCCACGCGAAUUGAAGCGCAAACCACAGACUGGGUUCCUGCAGAGCAGACGGGCCAAGUGGUCCACUCUAGCCCACGGGAGGGAUUCUGGUGUUUGCAUAAGGAGCAGCCUGCAGGAAAAGCCUGCUUGAAUUAUGCUGUACGCUUCCUGUGCCCUACAGGUACUUUGCUGCAAGAUUCAAAAAAGUAUUGGUCUCCAUGGUCGAAAUGGAGUGAGUGCUCAGCAAAGUGUGGCCAAACCGGUGUUCAGAAGCGCGCCAGAACCUGCCUAGCUGAACGCCUCUGGGGCCUGCACUGUAAUGACGCGACUGAGGAGGGGCGGCUCUGCAUUGGACAUGCUUGCUCAGCCUGCAACAUCACUUGCACCAUGGGCCAGGUGAAUGCUGACUGCGAUGCCUGCAUGUGUGAGGACCACGUGCUGCACGGGAUGGUCUCCCUACCAGAUGGUGCGCCGGCCACUGAAGCCACUAUCUACCUGCAGUCCAAGAAGAUGAAACUCUUAACCAGGUCGGACAGAAAAGGGAAGUUUUGGAUUCCUGGAGUGUGCCCGGAUGGCAAAAACAUUCUUAAAAUAAAACAGGCCAAAUACGCAACUGCUACGAUCACCGUGCCCAAAAGCUCCAAGAGACUCUCAACGAUCAACGUGCACCUGAAAAGAGCAGGCAAACCAUACGUUGUAAAGAAUCCGGUGGACAAAGCAAGAAGAGUAGGGCAAAGUGUGGCACUCUGCUGUGACGCUGUUGGGGAUCCUUCACCCAAUCAAUAUAUUUGGUAUCACAAUGGGACUUUGCUGGAUUCCUCUGUGUAUAAAUAUGAUAGUAAGCUGGUGUUAAAGAAUGUGAAGGCAAACCAGGCAGGAGAGUAUUUCUGCAAAGCUAGCAAUGACGCAGGAGCUGUGAAAUCCCAACCCGCCAAACUUUCUGUAAUAGCAAAACAUGAAGCGGCCUGCAAUCCCAGACCCCACAGCUACCUCAUUCGACUCCCACAUGACUGCUUUCAAAACGCGACAAACUCUUUCUACUAUGAUGUUGGUAAAUGUCCAGCAAAGACAUGUGCCGGGAAGUUAGAGAAAGGACUCCGAUGCAGAGACAGCGUUGCUUACUGCUGCGGGGUCUCUAAAAUGGAAAUGCGGGAGAUUUUGUGCAGUGGCUACACACUUCCUACUAAAGUCGCCAUGGAGUGCGACUGCAAAAAAUGCACCGAAACCAAGGUGACUGUUCGGGGAAGAGCCAUAGCUGCAGAUAAUGGUGAACCAAUGAGAUUUGGCCACAUAUACAUGGGGAACACCAGACUCAGCAUGACCGGCUACAAGGGAACUUUCUCCAUCCACAUCCCAGCAGACACUGAGAGACUGGUGCUCACUUUUGUUGACCGCCUCCAAAAAUUUGUGAAUACAACGAAGGUUCUGCCGUUCAAGGAAAAGGGAGGAGCUGUUUUCCAUGAGAUCAAGUUGCUCAGAAAGAAAGCCCCCGUUACUCUAGAGUCCGCUGCAACCAACAUGAUCCCCUUGGGGGACAUGGUCGGAGAUGAUCCAAUAGCUGAACUAGAAAUUCCUCCCAACACAUUUUACAGGCAGAACGGAGAACUCUACACGGGCAAAGUCAAGGCCAGCGUGACGUUCCUUGACCCAAGAAACGUCUCCACCGCCAGCGCGACACAAAGUGACCUGAGCUACAUAAACGAGGAAGGUGACAUGUUCCCACUGCGCACAUAUGGCAUGUUCUCAGUGGACUUCACUGACGAAAGAGGCACGGAGUCUCUUAAUGCAGGUGAAGUAAAGGUCCACCUUGAUGCCGCUCAAGUCAAGAUGCCAGGGCACCUAAAGAAGAUGAAACUGUGGUCACUGAACCCAGAGACGGGAUUAUGGGAGGAAGAAGGGGACUUCAGACUUGAAAAAAGCAGGCGUCGCAAACGGGAGGAAAGAACAUUUUUGGUUGGGAAUAUGGAAAUCAAAGAGAGGCGGCUUUUCAACUUAGAUGUGCCAGAGAGCAGGAGGUGCUACGUCAAAGUACGAGCCUAUAGAAGUGAAAGGUUUCUGCCAAGUGAGCAGAUUGAGGGGGUUGUGGUAUCAGUGAUCAACAUGGAGCCACAGGCAGGUUUUGCAACCAACCCAAGAGCCUGGGGCCGUUUUGACAGUGUGGUCACUGGUCCCAAUGGGGCUUGCCUACCAGCUUUCUGUGACGAUCAAAACCCAGAUGCCUACUCGGCUUACAUCUUGGCAAACCUUGGAGGAGAAGAACUUGAAGCUGUGCCCUCUUCCCCUAAACUCAAUCCAAAUGCCAUUGGUGUCCCACAGCCAUAUCUCAAUAAGCUGAACUACCAAAGGACUGACCAUGAGGAUGCUAAUGUUAAGAAAACGGCCUUCAGGAUCAGCAUGGCCAAACCACAACCAAACACCGCAGAUGAGAGCAACGGCCCCAUUUAUGCCUACACAAACCUCAGAGAAUGUGAGGAAGCUCCAUAUAGCGCAGCCCACUUUCGAUUUUACCGAGUUGAAGGAGGCGAGUAUGACUACAACACAGUUCCCUUCAAUGAAGACGACCCUAUGAGUUGGACUGAAGACUACCUGGCUUGGUGGCCUAAACCCACGGAGUUCAGGGCAUGUUACAUCAAAGUAAAAAUAAAUGGCCCCCAGGAAGUGAACAUCCGAUCUCGCAAUAUGGGCGGCACGCACCCAUACACGGUUGGCCAGCUCUAUGGCAUCAGAGAUGUACGCAGCAUUCGCGAUGUAGACCAGCCCAACCUUUCAACAGCCUGCCUGGAGUUUAAGUGCAGCGGCAUGCUCUAUGACCAAGACCGUGUGGACCGCACGCUUGUACGAAUCAGUCCCCAAGGCAACUGUUACAGAGAAAGUGUCAACAGCAUGCUCCACGAGUACCUAGUCAAUCAUCUUCCCAUGGCUGUGAAUAACGACUCAAGUGAGUACACCAUGGUGGCUCCUCUUGACCCUCUUGGCCAUAAUUAUGGGAUCUACACAGUGACAGACCAGGACCCUAGGAUAGCCAAGGAAAUAGCUCUGGGAAGAUGUUUUGAUGGCACAUCUGAUGGCUCUUCUAGAGUGAUGAAGAGCAACAUAGGCAUAGCAUUAACUUUCAACUGUGCAGAAAGAAAUGCUGCACAGCAAAGCUUAUUCCAGUCUCUGAGGAAUUCGGCCCAGCAGUCCCCACUAGGUUUGCAAAGAGACCGAGCGAGACUCAGAAGGCAACGAGGAAGCCGCAUUGGUCGGGACACAGGGAGAGGAAUUAGCCUAAUCAGAAGUUCAACAAGAGCUCUGUAUUCACCUACACAUUAGAAACGCACCAAACCAUCAAUAAAUAACCCAUACCUGAUACAAUAUAUUCUAAAGAUAUUAUCUACCUGCAAAUACGCUCAUAUAAACAUAUAAGCUCUAAAGAAGCUAGGCAGCCUUACUGAAUUUCUCAAGACAUAAUAAAGGUGCAUACAUUUCUGAUUUUUACAGUGUGCCCCGAAGAAAAGGCAUGAAGCAAAAAAACAUUUGAGGCCAGUAGCACUAGAGGCUUAACAUCCUUUACUAAAUGCAACCAUCAUAAAAUCCUUCUGUCUGAUAUGAAACAGCUUCACACACUUUAGAAUAAAGGGGAAAAAAUCCCAAGGUUAAAUAUUAUACAUAAAAUAUUGUCCUGUGUGCUAAAGACUUUGCCAGCCCAGUUCAUGGACAGUAGUUGAUGACAACUAAAGGACAAAACUGACUUCUUCAUCCUGAAUUCAACUGCAAGAUUUUGUACUUGAAAUGUAAAUAAGAUUUUUUAUUUAUUUCCCUGCUCAUUUUAGACCUACUGUAUGUAUACAUUACUAAUCACACAGUGCAUUUACUUUAAUUCACAUAAUUUGCAGAAUCUGGGAAAAAUAAAUCAAUCACAUGGGUUUUUCAGCUACACUUGGCCAAAGCUACAGUUCUAUUUUGCUUCUUGCAUUAUUCAAGAUGACUCCCCAUUCCACACUAGAGCAGAGUAAUAAAAAGAUCAUUUUUGUAUCUCUGAUUGUGCUGUUCUGCUUCUGUCUUUGGUGCACCUACAUAAGCAUUCAAAUAGUAGAGCUGAGCAAAUAACAAGCAAGGAAUAAUUUGCUGAAUUUCAUCUCCCCCCAGCAUCAAUUGACAAACGCUUCCAAAAUUUUCCAUUUGAGCCAGAUUCUGGCUGUUCCAACAAGGUAGUGUCUAGCUGGGGAAGACUGAUCCACGGAGAACAUGCUAUCUCUGAACUCCAGACAAGUGGCUACCAGCUGGCCCUGCACCCAUCAAAAGCAAUGGGGAAACACACAGAUUCCAGUGAGAGCAAGAUAGCACCACUCAGACCCAUCAAGCAUCCAUCAUCAAGGAUACUACACAGAAAGAAGGGAUUUUCUCAUUCAAUCAUAACCCAAAUUACUUGGGGCUUAUGCAGCCUGACCUCCAGCUGAGCUCAGAUCCUGCUGUGGAGUUUGGACUGAAGCACCUUAGGUCAUUUAUAAAAUAUUCUGCAGGAAAUAGGAAAAAAAGUUAUAUUUUAAAAAAUCCUGCUGUUUGAGCAGGAGUAGCUAAAUGCUACAGUUACCAGUGCACUACAAAAUGUCACGAGAUCUCCUGCUCUGCAUGGUACUGCUUUUACUUUCAUUCAUUAGUCUAUAAGGUACAAAUCUACCCUGCCUUCUGCCUGAUCUCAGACUAACGCAGCUUAUUACCUCGCACUGUCUUUACUUGAAAUUCAAGAUGAGCAUGCACAGUCCACUUGCAACACCCCUCCAGAGUCCAAGUACUGCAGCUCCCCUAAUGAACUGGCAACUUAGCCCUCAAACUAAGCCUCAGUGGAGGGUGAAUGCAUAUGAGGUUUCUGCAAUUUUCCCUGCCCUCUGAAAAGAGAAGAGCUGUUCUGCUUAGCCAGCACUGAUUUCUGAUUACUCAGGCUGCCUUACUUGACCUCGACACUAGGAACUGAAUCAUGCUAAGGUGCUUUAGUAAAACCCUGGCACUUUAUUCCACACCUCAUCAGCGAAUGCCCCACUUCCACUGUGUGUGCUCUGCAAAAAUAAUCACUCCCUCAACACUUACUAGGUUACAUCCCCAUAUACCGAAAGGCUUUCGAAGCACUGCUUUCCGAAACUUGGGCUGAGAUCUUUAGAGGUGCCUGGAGAAUACAGAUACCCAAUUCUCAUUCAUCUCAACCAUCCUGCAAAAGACACUGGAGAUCUUACAAAUCCUCUUUUCUGCCAUACAAUUAUUAUAAUAAAAGUGAUAUUUUUUUCUCAGCCAGUGUUGUACCGAGACACUCAACAACUGAGGAUUUCCUAACCGUGGCUAUAAAAAUGUGUUUUUGCAUGGGAGAAUAAUUUAGUAGCCUCGAGCAAAAUGGUGUUGGUUAAAAACUAAAAUAACAAGCAAAACUGAGUGACAUUGGCUACAGCAAAGCUUAAACAUUAUUCCUGAAUUACAAUGGUGUAUUGAUUUAUUGAAUAGUUAUGGUGAGUUUCAAUAGAGGCUCAAUUGGUCUUUAUGUUUAAAAAAUAUAUAUUUUUUUUCUGCA
Messenger RNA from Alligator mississippiensis (American alligator), 6080 nucleotides. RefSeq names its product cartilage intermediate layer protein (gene CILP). Bases 308 to 3853 code for a protein of 1181 amino acids. The record is from RefSeq and is a predicted model, not a curated record. The transcript has 9 exons. NCBI's taxonomy places the organism in Eukaryota, Metazoa, Chordata, Crocodylia, Alligatoridae.